Messenger RNA from Botrytis porri, 783 nucleotides. RefSeq lists its product as uncharacterized. The record is from RefSeq and is a predicted model, not a curated record. Gene Ontology annotation, cellular component: cytoplasm. Lineage: Eukaryota; Fungi; Ascomycota; Leotiomycetes; Helotiales; Sclerotiniaceae. Bases 1 to 783 code for a protein of 260 amino acids. Gene Ontology annotation, molecular function: 1-(5-phosphoribosyl)-5-[(5-phosphoribosylamino)methylideneamino]imidazole-4-carboxamide isomerase activity. The transcript has 3 exons. Gene Ontology annotation, biological process: L-histidine biosynthetic process; L-tryptophan biosynthetic process.
AUGACUAAAUUUCGUCCCUGUAUAGACUUGCAUUCAGGUCAGGUGAAGCAGAUUGUAGGCGGCACAUUAACAACUGCUUCAUCUGACUUGAAGACCAACUACGUAUCGAAAUUACCGGCUGGUCAUUUCGCAAAAUUGUACAAGGACAAUGAUCUCACCGGUGCUCAUGUUAUUAUGCUUGGUCCUGGCAAUGAGGAGGCUGCAAAACAAGCUGUAGGAGAGUGGAAGAAUGGUCUUCAAGUUGGAGGUGGUAUCACGGAUGAAAAUGCUAAGCAGUGGAUUGAAUGGGGUGCUGAGAGGGUCAUCAUUACUUCUUUCCUAUUUCCUAAUGGGAAGUUCUCCCAAGAACGACUAGAUUCCGUAUUGGAAUCUCUUGGUGGUGAUAAAGAAAAACUUGUCAUUGAUCUGAGUUGUCGAAGGAGAGAUGAUACUUGGUUUGUGGCUAUGAACAAAUGGCAAACCAUUACAGAUAUGGAGGUGAAUGAGGCAUCUAUCAAAUCCUUAGAGCCAUACUGCUCCGAGUUCUUAAUCCAUGCAGCGGACAAUGAGGGGUUGCAAAAAGGUAUCGAUGAACAACUCGUCGAGAAACUAGCACAAUGGUGUAGUAUCCCGGUCACUUAUGCUGGUGGCGGAAGAAAUCUCCAAGAUCUUGAUAACGUCAAGAGACUUAGUGAUGGAAAGGUUGAUCUCACAAUAGGAAGUGCUCUGGAUGUUUUCGGAGGUUCCGGGGUCACAUUGGAUGAAUGUGUGCAAUGGAAUCAGAAGCAAGUUGCUUCGUCAUAA